UCUCCUUUCACGUGGUGCGAACCUCACAUUCGUCGCCGUCAAUUGGUCCGGUCGCUGACGCUGACUUCCGGAAACAGUUCUCCGACUCAGUAUUCCUUUUUCGAUCAUCCUUACCUCAUUUCUCUUUAGCUUCCUUCAGGACUAACGGAGUUGGAAGAAACCGCCGCCAGAAAUAAAUUGUUGAAGAUGAGUUUAAUUUCUCAAAAUAUUCUCCGUAAAAACCGAGUCAAUAAGACUAAAAGGGAGGAUGUUGAUGUGCCUUCACCUUUGGAAGGAAAUGAAAAUGAAGAUAGAAAGGAAUUGGUUCCAGAUAUUUUAAGGACUAAGAAGAGGAAGAAAGAACACAAAGAAGAGGAUAAGCAACUGGAAGUUGAGGAGGAAAGAGAAAUGAAGAAGCUGGAGAACUUUUUGUUUGGAUCUCUCUAUGACCCAGUUGAAUUUGGGAAGGUAGGUGAGGAAGAAGUACAAACCAAGGCAGAGAAAGAUUCUACUUUGUUCUUCACUGAUCGAUCGGCUAAUAGUGCUCUAUCUUUUUAUGAGGAGGAUGCAGAAUUCCCAGAGGAAAGUAGUGGUGAAGAGGACACCAAGCAAAGGAAACCCGUCUGGGUGGAUGAAGAAGAGGAGAAAACCAAUAUAAAUAUUUCUAAAGUUAACAGAUUGAGGAAGCUGAGGAAGGAAGAGGAUGAGAGUUUAAUUUCUGGUUCGGUUUAUGUCUCACGAUUGAGAGCUCAGCAUGCUAAGCUGAAUCCAGGAACAGAGUGGGCCCAACUUGAUUCAUGGUCAAGGACUUACAGCUCUGAUUAUGGUGAAUCAUCAGAUGAAGAAAAUGGGGCAGUGAUUGCUCCAGGUCAUAAGGAUGUUGAAGCCGUUGAUGAUAUCCUUCGGACAAAUGAAGACCUGGUUGUGAAAAGCAGUACGAAAUUGUUGCCUGGACUUCUGGAAUAUUCAAGACUGGUAGAUGCAAAUGCAGAGGAUCCUUCCAAUGGUCCUAUUAAUUCGGUUCAAUUCCAUUGUAAUGCUCAGUUGCUGCUUACUGCUGGACUAGACCGAAGGGUCAGAUUUUUUCAAAUUGAUGGCAGAAGGAACACCAAAAUUCAAAGUAUCUUCCUUGAAGAUUGCCCUAUUCGGAAAGCAUCUUUCUUGCCCGAUGGGUCUCAGGUUAUCAUAGCGGGGAGAAGAAAGUUCUUUUACAGCUUUGAUUUAGUGAAAGCCAAAGUUGAUAAAAUAGGACCCUUGAUUGGUAGGGAGGAGAAAAGCUUGGAAGCUUUUGAGGUUUCCCCUGAUUCUGGUACCAUUGCCUUUGUGGGCAAUGAAGGUUACAUCUUGUUGGUUUCAUCAAAAACAAAGGAACUGAUUGGAACCCUUAAGAUGAAUGGAACUGUUCGUUCAUUAGCUUUUGCUGAUGAUGGGCGGCAAUUAUUAAGCUCGGGUGGAGACGGACAUAUUUACCACUGGGACUUGAGAACAAGGACUUGCUUCCAUAAAGGUACAGAUGAAGGCUGCAUAAAUGGUACAGCUCUCUGUGCUUCCCCAAGUGGAGCUUUGUUUGCUGCAGGUUCAGCCAGUGGGAUUGUGAAUGUUUACAAUAAAGAAGAGUUUUUAGGCGGCAAGAGGAAACCAAUGAAAACCAUAGAGAACGUAACCACCAAAGUGGAUUUUAUGAAAUUUAACAAUGAUGCUCAGAUAUUGGCUAUCAGUUCCAGCAUGAAGAAGAACAGUUUAAAGCUGAUACACAUUCCAUCAUAUACUGUAUUCUCGAAUUGGCCUCCCCCGAAUAGGACUCUGCAUUAUCCACGUUGUUUGGAUUUUAGCCCUGGUGGAGGUUUCAUGGCAGUGGGAAGUGCCGCUGGAAAAGUGUUGCUCUACAAGUUGCAUCAUUACCAGCAUGCAUAGAGCAAAUGCAUGUGAUCCUGGCAAUGUCUCAUCACAAUGCCCUUGCUCUUUGUUCCUCCCAACUCAUGAAACUUCAGGUACUUAAGCCGAGGGCAGCACAGCUGCCUCUGUUUUUCCCUUUAUUUGGUUCUUCUUUUGGAUUAAACUAUAGCUUUCCUAAACCUCCUCUUCAUGAAAACGUGUGGAUGGUUUAGAUUCAAACUGGUUUUCACGUCAUAACUUGUUUUCUAUUAUUUAUGCUGUGAACCAGUGAUUAAUUUUGGGAAAGUUUUGAGGUGUUGUAGCCGA
Vitis riparia (riverbank grape) is the source of this 2181-nucleotide messenger RNA. Its product is annotated as U3 small nucleolar RNA-associated protein 18 homolog. Gene Ontology annotation, molecular function: protein binding. The record is from RefSeq and is a predicted model, not a curated record. Lineage: Eukaryota; Viridiplantae; Streptophyta; Magnoliopsida; Vitales; Vitaceae. The transcript is spliced from 2 exons. Bases 187 to 1893 code for a protein of 568 amino acids. Gene Ontology annotation, biological process: rRNA processing. Gene Ontology annotation, cellular component: small-subunit processome; Pwp2p-containing subcomplex of 90S preribosome.